AUGCGCCACUCAGUGUUUUUCUCGGCUGUUAUCGUCUCCACAAGUGUUAAUUCUGUCGGACUCUUUGCCAGCCUGUUUAUUGCAGUGGUCAGUUACAAGACUGGGAUGCAAAACCAUAGACUCUCCAGUUUCGACAGGCUCCUGGUUAGCCUGGGCAUCAACCGCUUCCUGUUGCUGGGAUUGUUUCUUCUGAAUGUUAUUUGCUUUUUCAUUUUCCCAAAUGUUGUAAGGCCGGUGCCUGUCGCCACUUUUACCCUGUUGUGCUGGCUCUUCUUGGACUCUAACAGCCUGUGGUCUGUAACCUUGCUCAACGCCUUGUACUGUGUGAAGAUUACUAACUACCAGCACUCAGCGUUUCUGCUGCUGAAGCGCAACCUCCCUGCCAAGGCCCCCCGGCUGCUGCUGGUCUGUGUGCUGCUUUCUGCCUUCUCCACUCUCCUGUAUCUUGUGCUCCUACAGACAUCACCCCUUCCUAUGUUUGUGGUUGGGAGGAAUGGCACCGAGUUUCACAUUCAUGCGGACCUCUUGUUUUUGGUGACCUCUUUGGUGUUGAGUUCAUGUCUGCAGUUCCUCAUCAACGUGACGUCUGCGUCCCUGUUAAUCAGCUCCUUGAGGAGACAUGUGCAGACGCUGCAGAGAAGCACUACUACUCUUUGGAAUCCCCAGAUUGAAGCUCAUGUGGGCGCUAUGAAGCUGAUGAUCUUCUUCCUGGUCCUGUAUAUUCCCUAUUCCAUGGCUACCCUGUUCCUUUACCUGCCUUCUCUAGGCAUCGGCCUGGAGGCCAGAUCUGUUUGUAUGAUUCUCUCCACCCUUUACCACCCGGGACAUUCUGUGCUCAUUAUUCUCACACAUCCUAAACUGAAAACUAAAGCCAAGAAGUGUCUUUGUUUCAACAAACAGUGGAAUUCGAACGUUCGCUAG
Messenger RNA from Condylura cristata (star-nosed mole), 921 nucleotides. Its product is annotated as taste receptor type 2 member 4-like. The transcript has a single exon. The record is from RefSeq and is a predicted model, not a curated record. Gene Ontology annotation, cellular component: membrane. Gene Ontology annotation, molecular function: G protein-coupled receptor activity; bitter taste receptor activity. Bases 1 to 921 code for a protein of 306 amino acids. NCBI's taxonomy places the organism in Eukaryota, Metazoa, Chordata, Mammalia, Eulipotyphla, Talpidae. Gene Ontology annotation, biological process: G protein-coupled receptor signaling pathway; sensory perception of taste; detection of chemical stimulus involved in sensory perception of bitter taste.